Molecule: messenger RNA, 1372 nt
Organism: Antechinus flavipes (yellow-footed antechinus)
Lineage: Eukaryota; Metazoa; Chordata; Mammalia; Dasyuromorphia; Dasyuridae
Gene: REEP2
Product: receptor accessory protein 2
Exons: 8
Coding region: 189-953 (254 amino acids)
Biological process (GO): endoplasmic reticulum tubular network organization
Cellular component (GO): cytoplasmic microtubule; endoplasmic reticulum membrane; endoplasmic reticulum tubular network
Molecular function (GO): microtubule binding; taste receptor binding
Source: RefSeq, a predicted model, not a curated record
CGACAGCAGCGGCCUCCCCUUUAAGAGGCACCGCCGCCGCCCGCAGGCCCCGCGGUUGCUGCAGGAACCUCCCCUUUAACGGCCGCCGCUGCCCCACUCGUCCGCUCGGGCUUCUCCAUCCUCCGGCCCGGGGCCCCCGGCCCGCGGACCCAGGUGCUCUUGGGGCACACACCUGGCCCGGUCCCGCCAUGGUGUCCUGGAUCAUCUCCCGUCUGGUGGUGCUGAUCUUUGGCACAUUGUACCCGGCCUACUCUUCCUAUAAGGCUGUCAAGACAAAAAAUGUGAAGGAAUAUGUGAAGUGGAUGAUGUAUUGGAUUGUAUUUGCCUUCUUCACCACUGCUGAGACCCUCACUGACAUUGUGCUGUCCUGGUUCCCUUUCUACUUUGAGCUGAAAAUUGCUUUUGUGAUCUGGCUGCUAUCUCCAUAUACCAAGGGCUCCAGUGUGCUCUAUCGAAAAUUUGUCCACCCCACGCUCUCCAACAAAGAAAAGGAAAUUGAUGAAUACAUCACACAGGCCCGGGACAAGAGCUAUGAGACCAUGAUGAGGGUGGGCAAAAGGGGCUUGAACCUGGCAGCCAACGCUGCGGUCACUGCAGCUACCAAGGGCCAAGGAGUAUUAUCAGAAAAGCUAAGAAGCUUCAGCAUGCAAGACCUGACACUGAUCCGAGACGACGAAGCCUUGCCCUUGCACGGUCCUGAUGGCCGCCUCCGACCCUCAGCCAGUGGCCUCCUGGACCCCAUUGAGGACUUAGGAGAUGACCCUGGCCUGAGCCUUCGGUCCUCAAGUGGGAGCCAGUCAGACACACGGACAGAGGCCUCUGAGGAUGACAUGGGGGACAAGACCCCUAAGCGCGUCAAAUCAAUCAAGAAAGUGCCAAAAGCUGAGCCAAUCCCCAAGACGCUGAAGACCCGCCCUAAGAAGAAGCCCACAAGUGGGGGAGAGUCAGCCUGAUGUGAGCCCUCCCCCCCACCUCUGCGCAGAGGCCCUCGUGGGGGAGUCAUGUCUAGAACUGCUGCUGCUUCCUAGAUUGAGGGGGCCUCAGGGAGAUCUCUCCAUGGGAGCAGCCCCCUGCCCCCACCCCUUUCUCUCACUGAGAGUCUGAGGACCAAGAUGUGAGAUGCUGCCUCUGGGAUCUCCCAGGGAGGCCUCUGGCCAGGGUUGGGUGGGCAGGUAUGAGGGGUGACGGGUCUGGGAGCUGACUGGAGCCAGGCACUUUCUUGUUUGGACCGCUGGUUUGGGAACACAAGGGCCAAGGUCGGGGAUGGGGGGUGGGGUGGAAGAGGCUGUUAUGUCCACAGAAGGACUACCCCCUUGGAACAGCAGCCUUUGGGGCCUCUUUGGUUGAAGGCUUGGGUGUGUGUGUAUGUGUG